AGGGCAGCCUGCAGGGCAGGAGGGGAGUGAUGAGGAGGUGUUUUCUGCUGAUGUGUGCACCAGUGAUGGAGAUGAAGCACGUAUAUUUAGAGGAGAUGGGCAGGGAUGAAGAGGAAAGGAUCUCCUGCAGCUUGACACACUGAGUCUAACCCCAUUAAGUAAAAGCGACCAUGGAAGCUGCCAUCACCACCAUUGUCAGCCAGUUCAAGAUGUACGCUGGGAAUGAAGGAUCCUCCACCACGCUGAGUAAAGAUGAGUUCCAUAAGCUGGUGACCUCCCAACUUCCCAACUUUGUCAAGAACGCCAGCGACCCCGGGACGAUCGACCAGCUCAUGAGCUCCAUAGACGAAAACAACGAUGGGGAGCUGACGUUCUCUGAGUUCUGGCAGCUGAUUGGAAAACUAGCAGGCAAACAGGGGGGCUUCAACUAGUAGACCCAAACCCAACUGGCUGCUUUUCAUUCCUGCCAUCCGGCAUACUGCAUGCCAUCUGAGUUCUUCUUAUCUCUGUGCCAGUGCAACAUGUGUAACUGCAUAGUUAACCAUUUGUUCAAUGGGAGGAACUUUGAAUUAAAGGCUCUAUUGUUUUAAACCCUGAACCACCA
Messenger RNA from Cyprinodon tularosa, 604 nucleotides. It is a transcript of the gene s100a11, whose product is annotated as S100 calcium binding protein A11. The record is from RefSeq and is a predicted model, not a curated record. Gene Ontology annotation, cellular component: perinuclear region of cytoplasm. The transcript has 3 exons. Lineage: Eukaryota; Metazoa; Chordata; Actinopteri; Cyprinodontiformes; Cyprinodontidae. Gene Ontology annotation, molecular function: transition metal ion binding; calcium ion binding. Bases 171 to 431 code for a protein of 86 amino acids.